This is a messenger RNA of Cyanidioschyzon merolae strain 10D, 891 nucleotides long. Its product is annotated as mitochondrial ribosomal protein S9 precursor. The record is from RefSeq and is a predicted model, not a curated record. Gene Ontology annotation, molecular function: structural constituent of ribosome; RNA binding. The transcript has a single exon. Lineage: Eukaryota; Rhodophyta; Bangiophyceae; Cyanidiales; Cyanidiaceae. The coding region runs from base 1 to 891 and encodes 296 amino acids. Gene Ontology annotation, biological process: translation. Gene Ontology annotation, cellular component: small ribosomal subunit; ribosome.
AUGCUACGGUGGUGGUGGUGGUGCAGAAGAUUCAAAGCAAACUUGCCAGUUUCUACGCUGCGUGGUGAGCAGCUUUUCGGCUCCGCGCAGCACCGAAACCUAACCCAGUCGAGUUAUGUCGGCGAGAGCGUCUACUUGUGGCAGAACAAGGCUCGCGUUCACGGGCUUGUGUCGCCACGCGAAAUAGCUUGCAGUCCGCGCUUGAGAAGCAUAUUAAGCGGGGCACUGAGCCGACGUGGUUACUCGACUCCUGCUUCGGAGAGUGUCGACGUUCAGCGGCGUCUAGAUGAGCAGCUCCGCGCCAAGGCUGCUAUUGCGCUGGACCCGCAGGGCCUUGCGACAGUUUUGGCCGACUCGACCCGAAUCGAAGAAGCUAACGCCACAGUGCAGCCCGAUUCUACCGCGAACGAAACGCAGGCACAGCAGCGACGACGUCGACGACGUCUGUAUCCCGACGGUUCCGUGAACGCUACUGGACGACGGAAGACUGCCGUUGCAGUCGCGCGUCUCUUCCCGAUAGAGUCGCCCGGAGGUCCGCAGUCGACCGCAGUCGAUCAUGAGACGCUCGUGGAACCCCGCUUUCGCGUCAAUCGUCAGGAUAUCGCCGAUUACUUCCUUCGUGUUGAUCAUCGUUUGGAGAUCAUGCGCCCGCUGAUGCUCACCGGUAUGGAGAACCGUUUCCAUGUUCAUGCGUUUGCACGCGGCGGGGGCAUCACCGGCCAAGCCGAGGCUCUUCGACUUGCCAUUGCGCGAGCUUUGGAGGAUUACGACCCUGAGCUACGGCGUAUACUCAAGCCGGCAGGUCUUCUCACGCGAGACCCUCGCAUGGUUGAGCGGAAAAAGUACGGUAGGCACAAGGCCAGAAGAGCCUUUCAAUGGGUCAAACGAUAA